AUGUCUACUCCACUUCCUGUCGACCAAGCUCUUAUCGCCAUCCUCGCUCAACACGGACCGCGAUUCGAAGAAGUGUGCAAGCAUUCGCGAGAGUGCACUACGUUCCCCGCGAUCGACCAUGUCGCCGUGGUGUGCUUGGAGAAGGACCAUUUUGGUAUGCUGUUCGACUAUUGUGUAAUGCGCGACGACGCUGCUUGCCGAAUGAAGCCCAGUCGCAUCCAGUCGACUCCAAGAACGACAGCUUAUAUGCUCCAAUGCGCGAAGAAACUCAGACGCCCUCCGAGGUUUGGCGGAUGGGUCUUCAUGGGAGCGUUGCGCAAGUUCUGGAGGGAGAGCAACAGGUUUCAUCCUACUCUAUCUCUGUUGAGGCCCAGCGACGCAUGGGAACAGGGGCGGACAGCACUGGUGGAGGCACAGGUUUAUGUCAUGGAUGGGUUCUUGCCCGUUUCUAUCCCCCUCAUUGGGGAGAUCGACACCGCUCGGUCGGAGAUAGUCAUCCCAGGGCCUUUCUCGCAGCCACUGCUUUGCCAGGUCAUCCGCGAUUUGAACUACUUCAAGAAUACGGAUGACGACGCCAUCACCAACCUCGACCUCUACGACCCGUCCCAGCAAACGUUCAACCCGUCGCUGACAGACCCGACGUUCCCCAUACGCCUGUCCCUUCCCCUUACCACCGUACCCAUCUUGAAGGAUUCGAACGUAAACAUGACCAUCCUCGUGAUAGAUCACGCAGCCGGGCGAAGAGGAAGAACGGAGCCUAUGUGCUCAAUGAAGCAUGACUUCAUGGAGCUAGACUGGGUCUGGCCGGUGGGUCUUCAAGACGGCCGCGAGUAUCUGCAGGGACAGUGGAGCGUCAUGCAGAUGCCGGAUCCCAUGGGUGUGGUUGCAGUGGGGCCACGACCUGGACAGGCCGGCAGUCAGUCUCUUCUGGGCACAGAACUGGUUGAGCACGGCGUGUACGUGUUGAAGGCGCUCUUAGUCUCUCAAACACAUCCCAUUCGUCUGAAACUGCUUGACGAUCUCCAACAAAUCCCACCCGCUCUCUACCUAUUCCGUUCCACUAUGCCUACACCCCGCAAUGUCGACGAACGCGUCAUCAAGACUAUCAGCGAGGUUAUGGAGUUCGGAUUCGAGUACUACUGCGGCUCGUCAUCACCAUGCAGCCGCUCCCCCAACAUAGACCACGUCACGGUGAUCUGCAUGGAGCGGUUGCAUUUUGGGGAAUUGUACGAAUACUGUCUUCUGGGCGACGACUCUGGCUGCCCCAUGCGUUUUAGCCCUGUGCAAAUCGAGCCAGAUAAGGUUGAGAGAAUGAUGGAACUCACCCUCAAGCUGCGUGAUCCUCCCGCCAGGUUUGGCGGAUGGGUCUACAUGGGUGCAAUUCCGGACUUUUACGUGCGUCCGGAGUUGUGUCCUCUUUUGCACCAGGCGUGUGCGAGCGAGCGAGAGGGGGAGGGGCGGCUGGCGUCGGUAGAAGCACUGUUUUAUGUCGCAAACCCCAUUUCCAUCCCCCUCAUAGGGGAGAUAGACUCCACCGGGAUGGUCAUUGACAUACCCGGUCCCUCAACCCAGCCGCUCCUGAUCCAGGCUAUCCCUGGGCUAAACCGCUUCAAGGGGUCGCCCCACAAGCCCUGGGCGACGUUCGACCUCUACAGCCCAGCGUUGCAGACGUUUAUCCCUGCCUACAUGAAUGACCCGGACGAGCAUCCCAUCCGCAAGCUUCUUCCCCUCGACAGCAUCCCCGUUUUCAAGGAGUCGGAAAUUCAGAAAACAAUCAAUGUGCACGACUACGCGACUGGAAAGGAACGGACGGCUCCCAUGUGCUCCAUGAAGUACGCUUUCAUGGGGCUCGACAUCAUCUGGCCGGAGGGCCUUAAAAAUCCCCGCCAGUAUGUGGAAGCGGCCUGGAGCGUUGUUCCACCGCCGCCCCAGUCUCCCAGGAUGGCAACUCGGCCUCGACCUGGAGAGGAGGGCUGCGUGGUGAGGUGGGGAGAACAGCUCAUACAGAAGCGCGGAGACAACGGGGGCAAGAACAGCGAGUUUGACUCCCACUCAGGGUCAGGGAUAGAGGACGAGGACGAGGCUGAUUCUGAGCCUGAGGAUGAACCGCUCUGGGAGCUCGAUUCUGAUGGAUACUGA
Messenger RNA from Fomitopsis serialis, 2139 nucleotides. RefSeq lists its product as uncharacterized. The transcript has 7 exons. Bases 1 to 2139 code for a protein of 712 amino acids. The record is from RefSeq and is a predicted model, not a curated record. Lineage: Eukaryota; Fungi; Basidiomycota; Agaricomycetes; Polyporales; Fomitopsidaceae.